This is a messenger RNA of Ceratitis capitata (Mediterranean fruit fly), 3070 nucleotides long. RefSeq names its product SPARC-related modular calcium-binding protein 2 (gene magu). The record is from RefSeq and is a predicted model, not a curated record. Gene Ontology annotation, molecular function: heparin binding; protein binding; calcium ion binding. Lineage: Eukaryota; Metazoa; Arthropoda; Insecta; Diptera; Tephritidae. Gene Ontology annotation, cellular component: basement membrane. The coding region runs from base 724 to 2841 and encodes 705 amino acids. Gene Ontology annotation, biological process: extracellular matrix organization. The transcript is spliced from 11 exons.
UAUAAAAUAUAGUAUAUACAUACAUACUAUGUAGAUUUGUGUACUCAUUGUACAUUCAUAAUUAUAAUCAAACAUAAAAAUUAUUAAAAGUGUCAAGAAAGUGAAAUUAAUAAAUGGAAUGUUGCGGCCAUAAAAAUUUAAUGCUUUUCAGUUUAACGAUUGAAAUCCUUUGAAGGUUCGCUUCUAAUUUGCAUGCAAACAAGUGAAAAAUAAACAACCGAAAUAUUGACCAAACGAAUCGAUCGGUCGAUCAAGGGUCCAUUUGAUCGUUCUACGAUCGUUUGAUGGCUUAAAAGUGCAAACACACACAAAAAGGCGCAAACGCACAGGCAAACAAACGCAUUUUGCUUUUGGACCGCUCCAUGUAUUGGCGACAAAUUCGGUUUUGGCAUUUCGGCCUCUCUGUUGUGUUCGCCGUGCGGUGCAGUGCAUUAACGAACUUGUUUUAACUGGGUUUUUUUUUCUUUUCACAACUAAACUACUACCAUAAAUAUUUUCUUUUUGUUUUUGUAUUGAGUAGUUUUUUUUUCUUCUUUCGUCCGCUAUUUUUGUCUGUUGUCGGCCGCUUUUCUUUGCCGUCAGUUAAUUUGAAAAGAUUUAAUUCAUUGCGUGUGUGCGUGUGACAGCGAGGAGUUUAAGUUUUGUUGUAAAUUUUUGAAAUUAUUUUCGUCUUGUUUUGUUUUAUUAACUGUGCCUCGCGCGUUCGCGACAAGUCCGUAAAUUAUGUACAUUAGCAGUUUUAUAGUCGUGUGGCUAUGGGCGAUUGUUGCGGAGUUGGGAUUAACUGCAAAUGUACCUGCCAGGCGUGAACGACAUGAAUUGACGAUAUCAGAAUGUGCUGCGCGAGGCGGUGAAUGUGACGAGACUAAAGGUCGUCCCGUCUGCGGCACAGACGAUCAAACCUACCCAUCACGUUGCCAUCUAUUACGCGCCCAAUGUAGCGGCUAUCAAGUUAGUCUCAAAUAUCGAGGACACUGUAAAGAGUACCGUUAUGUGUCACUUGCAGCUUGUAAAGACGCACGCGAUUACGCACUCAAACAUCGAUCUCAUGGUCCGCCUAAAUUUAUACCACGUUGCAAAUCGGACGGCACCUAUGCAGCCGUACAAUGUCUCGGCGAUAUGGGUUGUUGGUGUAGCGACAUAACUGGCAAACCCAUCGAGAAUACAUCGGUACGCAAUGGCAAGCCCAAAUGUCGUGAAUAUACCAAAGCGAAUAUACGUCGUUCACCGUCACGUCACGUGAGUCCAAGUCGUCUUCGUCGCACGUGCACGGCCGUUGAUCGCGCUGCCUUCAAUGCCAAUCUCAUCAAAGUCUUCCAAAGCGAAUUCAUGCGUGCUGGUGCUGGACAACAGAAACGUGGCCCACAGAGCGGCAAUGCGGCUGGUGCGAUGGGUGCGGGAGAGAGUCAAAACGAUAGAGCAGUGUUGGAUUGGAAGUUUACCUACUUGGAUGUGAAUGCAAAUGAAAUGUUGGACAAAACUGAAUUCCGUGAAUUGAAGAAGCUAGUGAAGAGGGCGGUGAAACCGAGACGUUGUGGACGUGCUUUUGGCAAGUUCUGCGAUUUGGAUGACGACGAUCGUUUGACGCUGACCGAAUGGAAUGAUUGCUUCUCAAAAGAUCAAAUUAAUCGUCAUGCAGCUGCUGACAAUAAGAAUUAUGCCGUUAACAGCAUUUCGGACAACAACUACCAGGGUUUCAUACCAACAACACAGCAGCAGCAGCAGCAACAGCAAAAUAUAAAUAGAAACAACAACAACAAUAAUAAUAAUAACAAUAACAAUAUCAACAAUAACAGUAAUCGUCAUUCAUCGUCGCCUUACAAUCAUCGCACCUCACAAAUUCAUACAUAUACUAGUAAUAGCAAUGGCAACAGCAAUAGCAACAGCAACAACAACAACAAUUAUAAUUACAAUCGAAAUGAUAAUCUGAAUAAUAUACAUCAUCAUUCCUCUACAUCGUUUGACGAUUUGGAGAGCGAAAGUACCGGUGAUGAGGAUGAUGAGAGUGGCCAACAACAAACUGGCGAUUAUGAGGAUGAGGAUUAUGAUCAAGAUGAUGGUGGUGAAAAUAGUGAUACGCUACGCAUGCUAAAUUCAUCACGGUUCCAUUGGCCGAAAAUACUCACCGACUCAAAUACGAAAAUCGACACACAAUUAAACAACUCUGAGAACGAAUUCGAUUGUUUGGCAGAUCAAAAAAUUGCAAUCGAAGAACAACGGGGCGGCACUCUUUUCUAUGUGCCAGAAUGCACACCAGACGGACGUUACCAACGCAUACAAUGUUAUCGUUCGACGCCCUAUUGUUGGUGUGUGCAUGAGGAUACAGGCAAAAAUAUACCGGGUACAACGAUGAAAGAUAGGCGACCACAAUGUGAUAUCACUUAUGUAGCGCCACGUCCCAUGAAAGGUUGUCCGGAGCCCAGAAAAGCGGUGUUUUUGAAUGAUCUCAAAGAAUUCUUGAAGACACACAUUGUAGCGAGUGCUGGUUCAGGCGGUAAUACCACUAAGUGGACCUCUGAGGAUGAACGUAUUGCAACUCUGAGCUUUGUUUUACUCGACAAGAAUAAAAACAAAUCUUGGGAACGUAAAGAAUGGAAGACGUUUAGAGAAAUGGUCACCAGCUCAAAAACACUGCGUAAAUGUGGCAAGAAGAUGCCACGAUACUGUGAUGUGAAUGGUGAUAAGAAAAUUACGCUCACCGAAUGGUUGAAUUGUCUACAAGCGCAACGCAUAGAAGUGCAGACAACGGUGCAGAGUUCAACGGAAGCUAAUAUAUCCAUGACGUCGAAGCCAUUGAAGCUAACUGGUUUCAAUCCACUCGAACAAUAUCUCAAAGAGUGACAAUAAUGCUAUAGCCAUGGUCUUAUAUACAUAUUUAUACAUAUGUCAUAUGAGCGUACGAAUUUAAUGUUACUACUAAUUUGUAGUUUUUUUUAUUUAUUUAUUAUUUUUUAAGUACUUUUUUUGUGUAAUUGAGCUGGUGUUUUGCUUUAUUUGAAAUUUGCAUUUUUCGUGAUAGUGUUGAGAUAUUAUAACUACUACUAAUAAUACGCGCAUAUAUAUAAAUUAA